GAGAAUUGCGCCAUGAGCGCCCCUCCAGCGCGUUAGGUGGCAGUAAUGCGCUCAGGAGCUGCUCAUACGAGAAAAUAAAGAAGAAACAGUCACAAAUGGAAAAAUGGCUGCUCCUGUUGGAUGUGAUCACUACAUACGCAGCUGUUUUUUGAAAGCUCCAUGUUGUGGUAAAGCGUAUGUUUGUCGCCUGUGUCAUGAUGCUGAAGAGGACCAUCAAAUGGACCGCUUCCUGGUCAAAGAGGUGCAGUGCUCAGUCUGCAACACAGUACAGCAGGCACAAAAAACCUGCCAGGAGUGUAAUGUUACAUUUGGGGACUAUUACUGUGAUAUCUGUCACCUGUUUGAUAAAGACAAGAAGCAGUAUCACUGUCAGCCCUGUGGAAUAUGCAGGAUUGGACCAAGGGAGAAAUACUUCCACUGUCAGAAGUGCAAUCUCUGUUUAGCCAGUGAUCUACGAGGAAAUCACAAGUGUGUUGAAAAUGUUUCAAGACAGAACUGCCCAGUGUGUAUGGAGGAUAUGCACACAUCAAGAAUAGGAGCUCACGUUCUUCCGUGUGGCCAUCUUCUACACAAAACUUGCUUUGAUGACAUGGUCCAAACUGGUGCAUAUCGCUGCCCACUCUGUAUGCACUCGGCCUGGAAUAUGGAGGACUCCUGGGAGCAGAUGGACAAAGAUAUGGCUCAGUCACCCAUGCCCACUGAAUACCAGGAUGCCACUGUGAAGAUCAUAUGUAAUGACUGCCAAACCCACUGUACAGUGCCUUUUCAUGUUCUGGGAAUGAAGUGCAGUGGCUGUGGGUCCUACAACACAGCACAGGAUGGGGGACUGAUACAGCAGCUCCAGGAGCCACAGCCCCAGGAGCCACAGCAAGAGCCAGAGCAUAAGCCCCAGUCCCCAGUGCCAGAACCAUAGAAUUAGAAUAUCUAUAAUUAUAUUUCUAUGGAGAAAACAUUAGGAGUCCACCCCGUAGUUAUCUCUCUGCUCCACCCUACUUCCCCAGUCUACACAGACUUAACUAUACUAUCCACAUCUUUCCCAACGUUGCUCUGCCAAGAGUACAGUUAGUCAUGCCUGGGUUCCAGAACCUGGUUCCAAGUACUUGGGGUCUUAAACUUUUAUCCACAGUCUAGUGUGUUGUACAGUCGUUUUUGGAUUGAAUUUCUGUUAUUACAUACCCAUUAAAAAGCCAUUGCUAUUGAACUAUUUGUUUCUCAGAUAAAAAGCCAGCAGAAGAGAAUUGUGAAUGAGGAAUUCAUUUUCUUAUAGAUUCUCCGGUACUUUUUGUAUACUUUUUAACCAGUAGUUCUGAAAGUAGAGCUCGCUAGCCAAAAGUGGACCCCGAAAAUUGUGCACUGUGUGACGUGAAGAUAUGUGCACCACAUCAUUGCUCUUUGCUGUGUUUAGUGAGCCGUUGGGCCCGCCCUGCAACCAACCUCAUUGGAUAACGCUGGGCAGACCUCUUGUUGGCUGUCACUCAAAUGUGAGGGGCUGAAACUUAUUGACUAGAACUCAAAUUGCUAGGCAGUUGGCCCACUUGGGGGGAAAUGGAGGGAAAAUGGAGUGGAACAGCUUCAAGAAAACAGUUGCUUUCAAACUAGGGAUUUCGUGGCUAAUUAAGGUAAAACAGUAAUUCUGCUCAUAGAUUAUGCAUGUAUGAACUAUACAUUGACACAUCCAGUCCAAAGCGGGAGGUUUAAAAAAUACUUUCUUAGUUGCCAAAGUACCGGAGUAUGUCUUUAAUGUGGAAAUCAGAUGCCUAUAAUAUCUAAUAUAGUCAGCCACACAAUUUAUUUUCCCAUUUUGUCCCAAGUUGGAAUGGAUUCCUAUUUGUCAAUAAUAACGCUUUCACAAAAUGUAUAUAUAUAUAUAUUAUUUUUUUUGUAUAUGUUUUGUGAGGAGUUUACCAAUGUUUGAGCGGCUUUGCAUGUCUAAAAGCCUAACUAAAUGUUUUAGACUGACAUUUUACAAUAGUAAUGGGAUUUAAUGUUUAUUUGUAAAACUCAGGUAUUUAACAAAAAUAUUUUAUAUACUGUGUAACAUCAAAUCGUGUUCAUUCCAUUUAUGAGCUGAAUAUACAUUUUACUUAGUCCUGUGGAUUAUCAUGAAUAACACAUGUAUGUAAAUUAUUGAAUAAAUACUGCAGUUAGACAAUGGCUGUUGGCAACUAUAUCUCAUUCCAUGCUUAACUCAUAUUGUUGGUACUGUUGCUCAAACAAAGGAGAGAAGUGGAGUAUGAAAAUAUUGCAUCUGUAUUGCCAUUGGUGUCAUUCAUUGAUGUGGGUGUUGGGAUUCAGUGACAUUUUAACAUAACUAAUAAUAAAUACCCAUGAUUGUGAUGAAUGUAAU
Oncorhynchus mykiss (rainbow trout) is the source of this 2347-nucleotide messenger RNA. It is a transcript of the gene rchy1, whose product is annotated as ring finger and CHY zinc finger domain containing 1. Gene Ontology annotation, molecular function: ubiquitin protein ligase activity; zinc ion binding. Lineage: Eukaryota; Metazoa; Chordata; Actinopteri; Salmoniformes; Salmonidae. Gene Ontology annotation, cellular component: nucleus. Gene Ontology annotation, biological process: ubiquitin-dependent protein catabolic process; protein ubiquitination. The record is from RefSeq and is a predicted model, not a curated record.